AUGUCCUCUGCGGGGGCGAAGGCCUGCUCCGAUCCGGUGGUCGGCGUGGACCAGAGGAAGCGGCGGCGGAUGGAGUCCAACAGGGAGUCCGCAAGGAGGUCCCGGCUGAGGAAGCAGAAGCGCGUGGAGGAGCUGUUGAACGAGGCGGCGACGCUGAAGGAGGAGAGCGCAAGGAUGGCGGCGCAGGCGGCGGUCGUGGAGGAGAAGCUCGUUGAUCUGGAGUCGGAGAACGCCGUCCUGGGUGCCCAGGUGAUGGAACUGAAGGAGCGGCUGCAGUCGAUGAACUCGGUGCUCCGCCUCGUCGAGGAGUUCAGUGGGAUCUCGGUGGACAUCCCCGAGAUGCCCGACCCCCUCCUCAGGCCCUGGCAGCUCCCCUGCCCCUCGCACCCUAUCAUGGCCACCGCCGAGAUCACCCACUACUAG
Molecule: messenger RNA, 423 nt
Organism: Spirodela intermedia
Lineage: Eukaryota; Viridiplantae; Streptophyta; Magnoliopsida; Alismatales; Araceae
Source: the annotation of a GenBank genome assembly